AUGCCACAAUUCACGAAAGCAGAUAUUCAGAUCAGAUUCCAAAUUUGGCUGCCAAUCAACUGGAAUGGCCGUUUCCUUGGCGUAGGCAAUGGAGGCAUGAGUGGCUGUAUCAAAUACAACGACAUCAACUACGGUGCCUCGCAUGGCUUUGCUACCAUCGGGAGCAACAACGGCCACGACGGGACUUCUGGCUUGCCUUUCCUCAAUAAUUCCGGAGUGGUCGAAGACUACGUUUCUCGCGCUAUCCACACCGAAUCUAUUCUUGGAAAGGCAAUAACUGAGCACUUUUACGAGGCCAAGCCGCACAAGAGCUACUAUCUAGGAUGCUCCACUGGCGGCCGACAGGGAUUCAAGGAGGCGCAAGAUUUCCCCGAAGACUUUGAUGGGAUAGUAGCCGGCGCACCAGCUCUAGACUUGAAUGCUCUCAUGUACUGGACUGGUCAAUUUUUUCUCAAGACAGGAGGUCCUGACUCUCCCAACUUCAUCUCGGCGGCUCAGUGGGAUCUCGUCGUUGAGGAUGUGCUCAAGCAGUGCGAUGGCCUUGAUGGAUUCACUGAUGGGGUUAUCGAGGAUCCAGACCUGUGCAACUAUCGUCCCGAGGCACUGAUCUGUGGCGAUAAAGCAGGAAACUGUCUGACCGGGGCCCAGGCUCAAAUUGUUCGGGCGGUGUUUGAGCCCGUACACGUUGGUGGAACUCUUGUCUACCCUCGUCUUCAACCUGGCGCCAAUUCUACUCAACGUUUCUUUACUGGAAAGCCUCACGAUUAUCCCAACGAUUGGCUUCGAUACGCUAUAUACAAUGACCCCGGAUGGGACAUCGCGACACUUUCCUCCAGAGAUUGGGAAGCGGCAUCAAAGAAGAACCCCGGAAACGCGGCCACUUGGAAAGGUGAUUUGUCCCGUGCUCGCGACGCAGGAGUCAAGAUUCUCCACUUCCACGGCCUUGAGGACAACGCGAUAAGCAGCGAAAACUCGGCUCGUUAUUACAAUCACGUGUCGCAGACUAUGGGAUUGUCAUCCGAUGAAUUGGAUGAAUUUUACAGAUACUUUAGAAUCUCCGGAAUGGGCCAUUGUCGAGAUGGAAACGGAGCGAGCUUCAUCGGUGCCAACGAGGAAACGUUUUCGACUUUUGAUCCGGCGAGCAAUGUUCUUGCCGCUAUUGUCGAUUGGGUCGAGAACGGGGAGGCUCCCGAGUCGAUUCUCGGGACCAAGUACGCGGGCGGAUCCAAGAAUUCUGGUCAAAUGAACACCCACAAUCUGACCCUGCUCCUCUUCGCCCUCGUCGUCGUUGGCAGGCUGAACCCCUGUUAG
Messenger RNA from Diaporthe citri, 1311 nucleotides. RefSeq lists its product as uncharacterized. The transcript has 3 exons. The coding region runs from base 1 to 1311 and encodes 436 amino acids. NCBI's taxonomy places the organism in Eukaryota, Fungi, Ascomycota, Sordariomycetes, Diaporthales, Diaporthaceae. The record is from RefSeq and is a predicted model, not a curated record.